Phyllotreta striolata is the source of this 588-nucleotide messenger RNA. Lineage: Eukaryota; Metazoa; Arthropoda; Insecta; Coleoptera; Chrysomelidae. The record is from the annotation of a GenBank genome assembly.
AUGGGUAGCCCCGUCGUUUCCGUGAUGUAUUCUCGCUUCCUUUCGGGUACCAUACGUAAAAUCCCGUACGCAAUAAACAAAUCAAUCGAAGCGUCGCGGCGUAAAAAUGUAUCGAUUCGCGGCGGAUCCUGGACGGUGGAGCGCGGCAGGGCGGACGAGCGGGGAGCCGAAUCGGAGUGGCGUGAAAUGUUCUGUUCUAGACCUGUCGUUCCAGACAUCUCCGAGAGUGACAGCGCUGUCCGAGUGACAUUUUCAAACCUUCCGAACUUAUCCCCGUUCGCCGUCUCUAGGCCGGCUCUUUUCGAGGUUGCUGUGCGGCACGGGGAAGCGACACGCGAAAAUCAUCAAUGCGAAGAGCUUAAAAAGAGACGGCGAACACACGGACAUGUCACCGUCACCUGCACGUCCCUCUUCAAAGACGAUGUACAAAGUUUGCAACUGAAAAACCGACCGGUCGUUCGAAACCCCGUUCCUGCGGAAUUUAGCACCGUCAUCGGCGAAAAACGCCCCGGCCCCCGGAGACGGGAUUUUAAUUGUUUGAAAGCCGCAAUCAAUUGGCGCAGUCGAUGCGCGUCUUGCACGUCUUAA